GGUAUUGCCACCUUCUACAGUGUCGGUGCUGACAACUGUGGUACCUCCUCCACCGACAGCGACUUUGUCUGUGCUAUCUCCCAAAAGAUGUACGACAGCGUUGCCUCAAGUGAUUCCAUCUCCGAAUACUGUGGUCACUCAAUCAACAUCAAGUACAACGGUAAGACUAUCAAGGUCAAGGUUGUCGACUCCUGCGAAUCCUGUGACGCUACUCACCUCGACUUGAGUCCUUCCGCUUUCCAGGCUCUUGCUGACCCAGAUCUCGGUGUUAUUGACAUCCAAUGGGAAUGG
Molecule: messenger RNA, 291 nt
Organism: Pichia membranifaciens NRRL Y-2026
Lineage: Eukaryota; Fungi; Ascomycota; Pichiomycetes; Pichiales; Pichiaceae
Exons: 1
Source: RefSeq, a predicted model, not a curated record